GACCGCGCCGCCCCCGGAGCCGGCCAGCUGGGCCCGGAGCCAGGGCCGCGUCCCCACCAUGCCGGCCCGGCGGUUGCUGCUGUUCCUGGCGCUGCUGCUGCCCAGCUCUGGGAUAUUUGGAAGUUCCAGCACAGUGACACUUCCUGAAACCUUGUUGUUUGUAUCAACCCUGGAUGGAAGUUUGCAUGCUGUCAGCAAGAGGACAGGCUCAAUCAAGUGGACUUUAAAGGAAGAUCCAGUCCUGCAGGUCCCAACACAUGUGGAAGAGCCUGCAUUCCUCCCAGAUCCUAACGAUGGCAGCCUGUAUACACUUGGAGGCAAGAAUAAUGAAGGCCUGACAAAACUUCCCUUUACCAUCCCAGAGUUGGUACAGGCAUCCCCAUGCCGAAGUUCAGAUGGCAUCCUAUACAUGGGUAAAAAGCAGGACAUCUGGUACGUCAUCGAUCUCCUGACCGGGGAAAAGCAGCAGACUUUGUCGUCGGCCUUUGCAGACAGUCUCUGCCCAUCAACUUCACUUCUGUAUCUUGGGCGAACAGAAUAUACCAUCACCAUGUAUGACACCAAAACCAGAGAGCUCCGGUGGAACGCCACCUACUUUGACUAUGCAGCCUCACUUCCUGAAGACGACAUGGACUACAAGAUGUCCCACUUUGUGUCCAACGGUGAUGGGCUUGUGGUGACCGUCGACAGUGAAUCUGGAGACGUCCUGUGGAUCCAAAACUAUGGCUCCCCUGUGGUGGCCUUCUAUGUGUGGCAGCGGGAGGGUCUGCGGAAGGUGAUGCACAUCAACGUGGCCGUGGAGACCCUGCGCUACCUGACCUUCAUGUCUGGGGAGGUGGGGCGCAUCACCAAGUGGAAAUACCCGUUCCCCAAGGAGACGGAGGCCAAGAGCAAGCUGACGCCCACUCUGUAUGUUGGGAAAUACUCGACCAGCCUGUACGCCUCCCCGUCAAUGGUACAUGAAGGGGUUGCUGUUGUGCCCCGAGGCAGCACUCUUCCUUUGCUGGAAGGCCCCCAGACCGAUGGUGUCACCAUUGGGGACAAAGGGGAGUGUGUGAUCACGCCCAGCACGGACCUCAAGUUCGACCCCGGACUCAAAGGGAAAAACAAACUUAACUACUUGAGGAAUUACUGGCUUCUGAUAGGACACCAUGAAACCCCACUGUCUGCCUCUACCAAGAUGCUGGAGAGAUUCCCCAACAAUCUGCCCAAACAUCGGGAAAAUGUGAUUCCUGCUGAUUCUGAGAAAAAGAGCUUCGAGGAAGUCAUCAACAUGGUUGACCAGACUUCAGAGAACACACCGACCACCGUGUCUCCGGACAUGGAAGAGAAACUGGCUCGUGCCCCUGCCAAGGCCGAGGCCCCUGUGGACUCCAUGCUCAAGGACAUGGCCACCAUCAUCCUGAGCACCUUUCUGCUGAUCGGCUGGGUGGCCUUCAUCAUCACGUACCCCCUGAGCAUGCAUCAGCAGCAGCAGCUCCAGCACCAGCAGUUCCAGAAGGAGCUGGAGAAGAUCCAGCUCCUGCAGCAGCAGCAGCUGCCCUUCCCCCCACCCGGAGAUGUGACACAGGACGCGGACCUCCUGGACGCCUGCAGCCCAUACUCGGAGAGCUCGGGCACCAGCAGCCCCAGCACGUCCCCCAGGGCCUCCAACCACUCACUGCACUCCAGCGGCUCUGCCUCCAGGGCUGGUGCCAGCCUCUCCCUGGAGCCAGAUGAUGAGGAUGAGGAAGCCAGCAUGGUGAUGGUUGGGAAGAUUUCAUUCUGUCCUAAAGACGUCCUGGGCCACGGAGCUGAGGGCACAAUUGUGUACCGGGGCAUGUUUGACAACCGCGAUGUGGCCGUGAAGAGGAUCCUCCCCGAGUGUUUCAGCUUCGCCGACCGUGAGGUGCAGCUGCUGCGAGAAUCAGACGAGCAUCCGAACGUGAUCCGCUACUUCUGCACGGAGAGAGACCGGCAGUUCCAGUACAUCGCCAUCGAGCUGUGCGCGGCCACCCUGCAGGAGUAUGUGGAGCAGAAGGACUUCUUCCACCUUGGCCUGGAGCCCAUCACCUUGCUGCAGCAGACCACCUCGGGCCUGGCCCACCUGCACUCGCUCAACAUUGUUCACAGAGACCUGAAACCCCACAACAUUCUCCUCUCCAUGCCCAAUGCACAUGGCAAGAUCAAGGCUAUGAUCUCUGACUUCGGCCUCUGUAAGAAGCUGGCAGUGGGCAGGCACAGCUUCAGCCGCCGUUCCGGGGUGCCCGGCACAGAAGGCUGGAUCGCCCCGGAGAUGCUGAGUGAAGACUGCAAGGAGAACCCUACCUACACAGUGGACAUCUUCUCUGCGGGCUGCGUCUUUUACUACGUCAUCUCUGAGGGCAGCCACCCCUUUGGCAAGUCCCUGCAGCGGCAGGCCAACAUCCUCCUGGGUGCCUACAGCCUCGACUGCUUCCACCCAGAGAAGCACGAGGAUGUCGUUGCACGGGAGCUGAUCGAGAACAUGAUCGCCAUGGACCCUCAGAAGCGCCCCUCGGCGAAGCACGUGCUCAAACACCCGUUCUUCUGGAGCCUGGAGAAGCAGCUCCAGUUCUUUCAGGAUGUGAGUGACCGGAUAGAAAAGGAGGCCCUGGAUGGCCCGAUAGUGAGGCAGUUGGAGCGAGGCGGGAGAGCUGUGGUGAAGAUGGACUGGCGGGAGAACAUCACCGUCCCCCUGCAGACAGAUCUGCGUAAAUUCAGAACCUAUAAAGGUGGCUCCAUCAGAGACCUCCUCCGAGCCAUGAGAAAUAAGAAGCACCACUACCGGGAGCUCCCGCCGGAGGUGCGCGAGACACUGGGCUCCCUCCCCGACGACUUCGUGCGCUACUUCACGUCGCGCUUCCCCCACCUCCUCUCACACACUUACCGGGCCAUGGAGCUCUGCAGCCAGGAGAGACUCUUCCAGCCCUACUACUCCCAUGAGCCCCCGGAGCUCCGGCCCCCAGUGACUCCGGACGCCCUCUGAGCCGGGGCCGCCCCUCCGUUUGGUGGCUGCAGUCAUGACUCCACAGUCCGGGGCUGGGCGCCUCCCAGCUUCGCAGGGAACCCAGGCUUCCCAAACAAGUGCCUUGAGCUGCCCACUCCGUGGUCAAAGGAUAACGCCGGCCCCAGAAGAGGGGCCGCUGGGGGCUGUCUACACAGGAAGGCCGUCCCAGAGGCCGGAAGGAGCACCGCCUGCCUUCCGCUGGAUAAACUCGCUUCGACUUUCUUUUUAAAAUCCCUGUUUGCUAUCAGUCUGGGCCUUUCAGGAGGGGCAGGAGAGGGGCCUCAGUUCCGCCUGGGGCCAGGAGCAGCCGGGCUGAGCUCUGUCCGUCAGUCCGCCGGCCCAGGGCUGGAGCAGUGUGUGGCCGAGGCAGAGGUUCAGAAAGUGCCGCCUGGGGACAGGGGUGCCUCACCCAUCACACGUGGUGGCCAGAGGCAGCGAGCAUGGCCUGCGAGCCGUGUGCAGGUCUCUUGGAGACUGGGGGUUGCUGUGUCAGGAGGCAAACUGAGUGGAUUGUGUCCUGGGCCGGUAGGCACAUUGAGCAGCACUUGGAGCGAGAGUGGAGUCCCUGGCCUGCAGAGAGGGUCCCUGAGAUUCACCAAGACCUGUGGGGAGUGGUGCGGUGGAGCCCCUGGGUGGGCGGUGAGGCCCCCUGUCCCUGAGCCCCGCAGAGCAGGAGCACUUGGUGUCGGGGCCCAGGCAGGGAACCCUCAGGCCUUGUGGGCAGCUUGUCUGUUCCUCUUGGCGAGGGCUAGUAAGUGUUUUGAUCAGACUGUAGAAUGCUUCGAUAGCCUAAGUAACCCAAAGCUGAAGCUUACUCGGAAAGAAGAAAUGCGGGAUGUAGCACAUCCUGUCAGCGUGGCGCCACAGUCGCCGUCCCCUCCAGAGGCGCGCUCCCGUUCAGCACAUUGCAGCGCCGGGCGGGGACGCACGUUCAGGCAGCACCGUGGGUGUGUUCACGUCCAAGUCGUGUUCUCUGAAUUGUGCCAGUACCAUGUGAUUUUUUUUCUAAAAUUAAUAUAAUUUGAAGCAUCCGCUUCAGUCAGAAAUUCCUGUUCGUCUCCCAGGAGCCUUAGUGGGGGUACAGUCAGGGGCCGUGGGAGGCAGCACUGUCCCUCCUCAGCCCAGCGGACGGGUCCUCGCGGCUCAGGCCUGAGAACCGAGACUCGGGGGGGG
This is a messenger RNA of Lepus europaeus (European hare), 4180 nucleotides long. RefSeq names its product endoplasmic reticulum to nucleus signaling 1 (gene ERN1). The record is from RefSeq and is a predicted model, not a curated record. Gene Ontology annotation, molecular function: RNA endonuclease activity; protein serine/threonine kinase activity; ATP binding. Gene Ontology annotation, biological process: protein phosphorylation; intrinsic apoptotic signaling pathway in response to endoplasmic reticulum stress; IRE1-mediated unfolded protein response. Bases 59 to 2986 code for a protein of 975 amino acids. Gene Ontology annotation, cellular component: IRE1-TRAF2-ASK1 complex. NCBI's taxonomy places the organism in Eukaryota, Metazoa, Chordata, Mammalia, Lagomorpha, Leporidae. The transcript has 22 exons.